Molecule: messenger RNA, 9272 nt
Organism: Phyllostomus discolor (pale spear-nosed bat)
Lineage: Eukaryota; Metazoa; Chordata; Mammalia; Chiroptera; Phyllostomidae
Gene: COL6A5
Product: collagen type VI alpha 5 chain
Exons: 42
Coding region: 407-8218 (2603 amino acids)
Biological process (GO): extracellular matrix organization
Molecular function (GO): extracellular matrix structural constituent conferring tensile strength
Source: RefSeq, a predicted model, not a curated record
AUCAAGUUCUUUUGGCAGCCCGCGGCUUCCCUCAAACGGCCGCAAGCCGCUGUGGACAAAGCCAACAGGCAGCUGGAGCGUCUUUGCACACUCACUGGAAAACUCUCAAAGGGUUAAAAGGUCCAGCCCGCAAGGGAGAGCCAGGGCAAGGUCAAGGGUCAGUGCCGGCUUUAAAGAGCGGCUCCGCAAAGGCGGCGUGUGCUCGGUACUCACGUGCCGCUGUGCAGCGUGGACCCCGGGUUCCCGGGCGCUCCCUGCUGCCUGCUGCGCCCUGGGCGCGGAGAGGUUUACAGCACCCAGGCGAGCUGUGCAGCCCUCUGGAGAGCUGGGGGCCGCCUCUGGGGUUCUGAGUAUCCCCAGACACUGGGGAGAGUUCGAAGAAAAGCAGGAGACCUUCACUAACAAAAUGAAGAACCUGCUAAUUACAUUUGUCCUAAUCCUUUGGACUGAAACACUGGCUGAUCAGAGCCCAGACCCAGGACCUCAGUAUGCAGAUGUUGUGUUCCUGCUGGACAGCUCGGAUCACCUGGGAAUUAAGUCCUUCCCUUUUGUGAGAACAUUCAUCAACAAGAUGGUCAACAGUCUCCCCAUAGAGGCCAACAAAUACCGCGUGGCCCUGGCCCAGUACAGCGACAGGCUCCACAGUGAGUUCCAGCUGAACACCUUCAAGAGCAAGAACCCCAUGCUGAACCACCUCAAGAAGAACUUCGCGUUCAUGGGCGGCUCCCUGCGGGUAGGGAACGCUCUCCAGGAGGCUCACAGGACCUACUUCUCCAGCCAGGCCAACGGGAGAGAUAAGAAACUGUUUCCGCCGAUUCUGGUGGUCCUGUCUUCAGCCGAAUCCGAGGAUGACGUGAAAGAGGCUUCCAAGGCUCUGCAACAAGACGGGGUGAGAAUCAUCUCGGUGGGGCUGCAGACAGCGCCUGAGGAGGACCUGAAGGCCAUGGCCACGGCCCAGUUUCAUUUCCGCCUCCGGACAGUCAGGGACCUCAGCGCCUUCUCCCAGAACCUGACACAGAUCAUCAAGGACGCGGUUCAAUACAAGGAAGGGGCCACUGACGCUGAAGUAAAAGUUCCCUUGCCAUGUGAAAAAGAUUCACUGGCUGACCUUGUGUUCCUGGUGGAUGAGGCAGUUGGGACAAGACAAAAUCUAAGGAACCUGCAGAGAUUCCUGGAGAACAUUACCUCCUCCCUGGAUGUGAGGGACAACUGUGUGCGGCUUGGACUUAUGAGUUACAGCAAUAAAGCUGAGACUAUCUCUCUUCUGAGAUCAAGUACAAGUCAAUCUGCAUUUCAGGAGCAAAUCCAGAAGCUUGCUCUCCGGACUGGGAAAUCCAAUGCUGGGGCUGCCCUUGAUAAGCUGAGAAGAGAAGGCUUCUUAGAGUCAAGUGGCAGCAGAAGGGCCCAGGGAGUGCCUCAGAUCGCAGUUCUGGUCACUCAGAGACCCUCAGACGAUGAUGUGCGUGAGACCGCGAUGAAACUUCGUCGGGAGGGCGUAACCAUAUUUGCUGUGGGCAUCCAAGGGGCUAACUAUACCCAGUUAGAAGAAAUAGUAUCUUACCCUCCAGGACAGACAGCUUCCCUACUGCAGUCCUAUGCAGACUUGGAAACUUACAGUAGGAACUUCCUGAAAAAGGUCCAGAAUGAAGUAUGGUCCAAAGUUGAUAUUCGUGCUGAACAAAUGGAUCUUGACAAAACUGGCUGUGUGGAUACAAAAGAGGCUGAUUUAUAUUUCCUCAUUGAUGGCUCAGGCAGUAUCCAGCAAGAGGAUUUUGGUCAAGUCAAGGCAUUUAUGUUGGGGGUAAUAGACAUGUUUAGCAUUGGCCCAGACAAAGUCAGAGUUGGGGCUGUGCAGUAUUCAGAUAAGAGGCAAGUAGAAUUUGAUAUCCAUAUUUAUACCAAUGAAGUGGACUUAAGACAGGCUGUUUUAAACAUCAAUCAACUCGGAGGUGGAACUAAAUCUGGGACAGCGCUGGAUUUCAUUCUGCCAAUAAUAAGGGAGGGAAGGAAGCAUAGGUCAAGCGAGGUUCCCUGUCACCUCAUUGUGCUGACUGAUGGGAUGUCUGAGGAUGGAGUCCUGGAGCCUGCUGAGAGAAUCAGGGCUGAACAAAUCACCAUCCAUGCCGUUGGCAUUGGGAAGGCUAACAAAACACAACUGCUACAGAUUGCUGGGAAAGAAGAAAGAGUUAGCUUUGGGCAAAACUUUGAUUCUUUAGAAAGCAUCAAAAAGGAAGUCAUUCACAGCAUCUGCACCGAAAAAGGAUGUAAAGACAUGAAGACUGACAUCAUGUUUCUGGUGGACAGUUCUGGCAGUAUAGGAGCUACUAACUUUGAGAAAAUGAAAACCUUCAUGAAAAAUGUGUUAGCUAAGAUUCAAAUUGGCCCAGACAAAAGUCACAUUGGUGUUGUUCAGUUCAGUGGUUAUGCUAAGGAAGAGUUCCGACUUAAUCAAUAUUUCACGCAAAAAGAAAUUUCUGGUGCAAUAGACAGAAUGUCUCUCAUUGGUCAAAACACUUUAACUGGAAGUGCACUGACCUUUGUAGAGAAAUAUUUCACCGAUCCCAAGGAAGCCCGUCCUCGGGUCAGACAGUUUCUUAUUCUCAUCACGGAUGGAGAAGCACAGGAUGAUGUGAGAGAUCCUGCCAAAGCUCUUCGGAACAAGGAUGUGAUUGUCAUCGCUGUGGGGGUGUAUGGCUCCAACCGGACUCAGCUCGAGGAGAUCAGUGGGGAUGGCAACCUGGUCUUCCAUGUUGAGAAGUUCGAUCAUCUAAAGGCAUUAGAAAGUAAACUCAUCUUUCAUGUGUGUGCUCUUCAUGAUUGUAAAAGCACCAGACAGUUAGACAUUGUAUUCGUGCUGGAUCAUUCUGGCAGCAUAAGUGCAGACCAGCAAGAAAGCAUGAUUAACCUGACUGUCCACCUGGUGAAUAAAGCAGAAGUUGGCAGGGACCGAGUUCAGUUUGGAGCAGUCAGAUACUCGGACCAGCCAGAGGUCCUCUUCUACCUCAAUACGUACCCGAACCGAUCAGGGAUCAUUGAGAAUCUGAGGAGGCGCAGGAGCCCUGGAGGGAGGACCUACACUGCCAGGGCUCUCAGGCACACAGACACCCUGUUUACAGAGGAAUACGGCAGCCGCAUCAGGCAAGACGUGAAGCAGAUGCUGAUCAUCAUCACUGAUGGAGAGUCCGAUGACCGAAAUAUGCUCGGUGACACAGCAUUGAAAUUAAGAGAGAAAGGCAUUGUCAUCUUUGCAGUGGGUGUGGAUAAGGCCAAACAAGAGGAGCUUGAGACUAUGGCAGGGAAUAAAAACAAUACUAUCCACGUAAGCGAUUUUGACAAACUGAAAGAUAUUUACCUGCCUGUACAAGAAAGUAUGUGUACCAAUGCACAAGAGCCCUGUGGCAUUCGAGAAGCUGAUGUGAUUUUCCUUUGUGAUAGCUCUAGCAUGAUAUCUGAUUCAGAUUUUGUUAUCCUGACAAAAUUCUUGUCAGACUUAAUUGAUAAUUUUGACAUUGAGUCACAAAGAAUGAAAAUUGGGAUGGCUCAGUUUGGGAACCUCUACAAUGAAAUUGUUGGUUUGGGAAACCCUCUGACUAAAACCCAGUGGAAGACUCAAAUUCAAAAUAUCACCAAGGGCAAAGGGCCUCCACAAAUCAAUUUUGCCCUUAGGAAAGUCAACUUAAUGUUUCAUCCACACGCUGGUGGAAGAGGAAAUGCUGGUGUCCCUCAAACUUUGGUUGUGAUCACAUCUGGGGAUCCCCAAGAAAAUGUGGCAGAUGCAGUAGAAAUCCUGAAAAAAAGUGGAAUUUGUGUCCUGGUUUUUGGCAUAGGACAUGUUCAUAAGGCACAGCUCCUGCCGUUAACAGGCAACUCUGAAAAAAUAAUCACCUUUCAAGACUUUAAUAAAUUAAAAGAUGUGGACGUGAAAAAAAGAAUUGUCCGGGAAAUCUGCCAGAGCUGCGGGAAAACCAGUUGCUUUGUGAAUGUAGUGGUCGGGUUCGAUAUUUCCACUCACCUGCCAGGGCAGCUGUUGUUCCAUGGCCACCCCCGGCUGGAAUCAUACCUCCCAGACAUCUUACAGGACAUCACCUCCAUCAGGGGAGUGAGCUGUGGAGCAGGUGCAGAUACACAUGUGAAUGUGGCCUUUAAGGUGAACAAUGACCAACAAUUCCCUGCCAAGUUCCAAAUCUACCAGGAAACAGUAUUUGAUAGCCUGCUGCAAGUCACCGUCAAUGGGCCAACCCACCUGAAUGCACAGUUCUUGCAGCAGCUGUGGGAUACAUUUGAGAAUAAACCUGCAUCCCAAGGACAGGUGUUACUCAUCUUUUCAGAUGGUCUUGGGAGUGAAAGCCUCAUGAUGCUUGAAAAUCAAUCAGACAGGCUCAGAGAGGCAGGACUUGAUGCCCUGCUGGUAGUGUCCCUAAACCCGACUGCUCAUGACGAGUUCUCCAGCUUUGAAUUUGGAAAAGGAUUUGAUUACAGGACUCACCUGAACAUUGGAAAGAGAGACCUGGGCAAAACACUAUCUCAGUAUCUGGGAAACAUUGCAGAGAGGACGUGCUGCUGUACACUCUGCAAGUGUCCAGGGACUCCAGGACCUCAUGGAACCCAAGGAUUACAAGGCCCGAAGGGUUUUCGGGGUCUGAAAGGCACCAGAGGACACAGGGGAGAGGACGGAGACCCUGGAACUCGAGGAGAAAUCGGACUCCCAGGAGAUAAAGGGAUUACAGGAUGUCCAGGGCAGUUGGGUCAAAAGGGAGUCAGAGGAAUUCCUGGAAAUAAGGGAGAAGAGGGAGAAGAUGGCAUUGAUGGACUCGAUGGGGAAGAGGGCUUUCAUGGGUUGCCUGGGAAAAAGGGAGAAAAAGGUGAUCCAGGAUCUCAGGGCAGCCCAGGUUCCAGAGGCCCCCCUGGGGAAUACGGGGCGAAGGGCUUCCCAGGGGACCCUGGUAAUCCCGGACAAAACAAUAACAUCAAAGGACCGAAGGGCUCCGAAGGAGAACAAGGAAGACAAGGUAGAACUGGACGGAAAGGGACACAGGGCAGCCCUAGUUCCAGAGGAAGCAGGGGAAGAGAAGGUCAAAGGGGGCACUAUGGUCCCCCGGGGCAGCCGGGCGACGCUGGGCUUGAAGGUACACAGGGAGCUGAAGGAUUACAAGGCCCACAGGGGCUACCCGGAGCUCCCGGCAGGAGAGGAGAGAGUGGAGGCCAGGGGUACAAAGGACCUCAGGGCACUCCUGGGCCAACGGGAGCUAAAGGGAGUGUUGGCAGACCGGGGCCUUCAGGGAAAAUGGGAGAACCUGGACUUCCUGGGGAUCCUGGGCCAGUGGGGCAACCUGGACAGCGAGGAAAACAGGGAGAUUAUGGCAUCCCAGGCUAUGGUCAUAUGGGACAGAAAGGAGUAAAGGGCCCAAGAGGAUUACCUGGAGAUAUGGGGCAAAAGGGUGAAAUUGGCAAUCCUGGAAUUCCUGGGGCACCUGGACCCAAAGGAUUUCGGGGACUACGACUCACUAGAGGUUUGAGAGGUGGGAAGGGAUCUCGAGGACCUCAUGGACCUCCUGGACAGAGAGGCCCGAAAGGCAUGGCAGGGACACCUAUAUAUUCUGAAUGUGAUCUGAUCCAGUUCGUGCGGGACCACAGUCCUUGUUGGAAAGAAAAGUGUCCACUAUAUCCAACAGAACUGGUAUUUGCCUUGGACCAGUCCUAUGGUAUCACAGAACAGAGAUUUAAUGAAAUGAGAAAUAUCAUCACUUCAAUUGUCAAUGACCUUAACAUCAGGGAAAACAACUGCCCUGUAGGAGCAAGAGUUGCUGUGGUUUCCUAUGAUUCAGGCACCAGCUAUCUCAUCCGUCGGUCUGACUACCAUAGCAAGAAGCAACUCCUCCAGCUUCUUUCCCAAAUAAAAUAUAGAAGCCCCACGGCAGCUCAAGACAUUGGUAAUGCGAUGAGAUUCGUGGCCCGGCACAUUUUCAAGCGGACGCCUGCGGGAGCCAACAUGAGGAGAGUUGGUGUGUUUUUUAGCAAUGGGCAAGCAUCCAGUAGGUCAUCCAUCAUCACUGCCACCAUGGAGCUCAGUGCCCUGGAUAUCAGUCCAACAGUCUUUGCUUUUAAUGGAAGGGAUUUUCUUGAUGAGGCUUUUGGGUUUGACGACACUGGGACAUUUCAGGUGAUUCCACCUCCCUUAGAUGGGCAACGUGAAUCGUCAGAAAGACUUUGGCGCUGCACACUUUGCUAUGAUAAAUGCUCUCCAAAUGCUUGCAUCAAAGAGGUUCUUUUACCUGAAAAUUCACACAUGGAUGUAGCUUUCCUCUUAGACAAUUCUCAGAAUAUAGCAAAAGAUGAGUUUAAGGCUAUGAAAGACCUGGUGACCUCAAUGCUUGACAACUUCAACAUUGCUUCGGACCCUUUAAUCCCAGACUCUGGGGACAGGAUUGCCUUGGUGAGCUAUUCUCCUUGGGAUGGCUCUAGGAGAAAGAAGGGUACAGUCAAAACAGAGUUUGAGUUUACAACUUACAACAACCAAGUCCAAAUGAAGAGCUACAUCCAGAAUUCCCUCCAGCAGCUAAAUGAAGAAGCCACCAUUGGCCAUGCCCUACUGUGGACCCUAGAGAAGCUCUUCCCAGAAGCACCCCACCUGAGAAAACAUAAGGCCAUCUUUGUGGUCUCAGCUGGAGAAAACUACGAAAAGAGGGAGUUAUUAAGGAAGGUGGCCCUGAGGGCCAAGUGUCGAGGCUAUGUCAUGUUUGUGAUUUCCUUGCGCUCUCCACAUAAGGACAGCUUGGAGGAGUUGGCCAGCUACCCACUUGAUCACCAUCUGAUACAGCUUGGGAGACUUCAUAAACCGGAUCUGGAUUAUAUUAUGAAGUUUCUAAAGCCAUUUGUAUACACAGUCAGACGAGGAUUCAAUCAGUACCCACCUCCAAUGCUUGAGAAUGCCUGUAGACGGAUCAGUUUACAAGAUGACAAUCAAGAUCUCCAUUUCUUAGUUACUCCUGAGCCACGUGGGACUUUUCUAGAAGAGAGCAGCUACAUUGACCAGGAAUUAAGUGCUGAGAUGGAUUCGUCUUUUAUGUUGGAUGGCAAUGGAGAUGACCAUUUGCUUCACAUUCCAAGCCAGAUGUUAAUGCCACCAAAAAUAAUAGUUAAAUAUGAAAAAGAUCAGGAUACUGGAGAAAUUGCAAAUCUCACUUCUGGACAUGAAAACCAUAGCAGAAAAGAAGAACUAGGUUCUACCAACCAACCUGGAGACGCCUCUCUUCAAGAGUAUUACAUGGAUAUAGCUUUCCUCAUUGAUUCUUCCCAAAGAGUAGGAAAUGAUGAGUUUAAGGAAGUGAAAGCUUUCAUAACCUCAGUGCUUGAUUACUUUCACAUUGCUCCAGAUCCACUGACUUCCACCUUAGGAGAUAGAGUGGCAGUCCUGACCUACUCUCCUCCAGGCUAUAUGCCUAACACUGAAGAAUGCCCUGUCUACCUGGAAUUUGAUUUGCUUACUUAUAACACUAUAUACCAAAUGAAACAUCAUCUCCAAGACUCUCUUCAACAUCUCAGUGGAAAUGUUUUUAUUGGUCAUGCCCUGCAGUGGACAAUUGACAAUGUCUUUGCAGGAACCCCCAAUCUGCGGAAAAACAAAGUUAUCUUUGUUAUAUCUGCUGGAGAAACCAACCCCUUAGAUAAGGAAGUCUUAAGGGAUGUAUCUCUGAGAGCCAAGUGUCAGGGCUACUCCAUAUUUGUGUUUUCAUUUGGUCCUGUACACAAUGACAAGGAAUUAGAAGAAUUAGCCAGCCACCCACUGGAUCAUCACUUAGUCCAGCUUGGUCGAACCCACAAGCCAGACUGGAACUAUAUCAUCAAGUUUGUCAAGCCAUUUGUCUAUUCAAUCAGACGUGCCAUCAAUAACUACCCUCCUGCAGAUCUGAGACCCAAGUGUGCGAACGUCACUUCUCCCAACCCAGAGGCUGCAGGCACAGGAAACACUGUCUUCCUUAUUCCUGAGGUGUAUGAAAUAGAGACAGAAAGCAGUGAGCUGUUUGGUGAAUCUGGUGCCCAGGAGCAGCACAUCUUUGUUUUAGGGAGUGAUCAUAGUAAUGGUUCUGGGACGGCUACUGAUUUGCUUCAGAAGUUGUACAUGCUCUUGUCAACGGGGGAUCUGAUGGUGAAAGAUGAGAAAGAGGCACAUUCAGAAGAAAGUACAGCUCCAGCAAAUGAUGGUGAGGACACGAGAUAAUCACAGCAGAAAAGAGCUCCAUUGACAUGUGCAAUUCCCUGUGGUUCUAACCAGAAAGUAUAAAUAAAUUAUCUAUUGAAGGUAUGGAGGGGUGAGUUGCAGGAAUUUUUCAAUUUUUACAACUGGCUAACCAUAUGCUAAAUUUGUUCUGUUUCAAAUCUUCGGGAAAGACUUUUUUGAGUGGAGACAUCAGUGAGCAGAAUUGAGAAACUAGGGAUGAUUUAAUUUCUCCUGAGAACUGAGACAACUGACCUUGAAGAGUUAGCUAACUGAAUCUUUCCUUUGACAACUCUGUAGCGUUCGGGACUCAAUUCCGAUGAUAUAUCUGCCUACAGAAGAUUUUUGUCAUAAUUUUCAUCACAUCUAUAUCUCACAUUGGGCUCUUGAGUAAAAAGCAGUUAGAAUUUCUUAUUGAAUAGGAAUGUCUUCUAUUUAUUCACAGAACUGGAAACCCAUGUCCUUGUCUUUGGUUCUGCUAUGACUCUACUGUUGCCUCUCUUACUGGUUCCCCUGUGAAAUCCUCCCCCUUAGUCAAUGCUUGCUCUUUCCCUGGGCAUUUGCAAAAGAAUGGAAUUUGUGAGAAAGCAAAAAGUGAGAGGAGGCUAAUUUGAUGAGCUGCUAUUUUGCGCUCUAAUCAUUUGCUCUGCGUUUUAGCAUGCUUUGUGUGUACUUGACUUUGCUGCAACAAAACAAAACAUUAUGGAAAAGCGUGAAUACUCUAUAUGACCAGAGCUUAUUCUGUUCACUUUUAUUUAACUGUAGUCUAACUCAGACCCACUGAGAACACCACUACAGGAUUAAACAUAUUUGGAAAAUAAAACAUGAAUGUAAAAUAAAUAAGUCCAUAGUGAAUUCAUUUCAAAAAAGUCAUUCCAUUUUACUAAGGCAGGAAAAAUGACUAAGUUAAUGAGUAUAUAUUGCCUAUUUUUAAAGUGACUGUGUGAAUGGGGUAAUACUAUAAGGAGUUUUGUACUUUUUCCAUGUAAUUUUCCUUAACAUUACCCUUGCUGUUUGAACAAUUUAAAAAUAAUCUAAUCAAUUAUUUCUAGGCUGU